AAUGUGUAAGCAACAUGGUACUUUAACUUUUUAGUCCUUAUAUUAAUCUGGUUUUGUUGUCCGUCACAUUCUACUGCAUGUGUACAUAAUGCAGGUCAUUAUGACUAUUAAAACUUGACAUAAGCAUGCAGCCAGAAACUAAAUCUGUUUCUAUUCUUUGUGUCAUCACUGUCAAGAGAUAAAAGAUGUGAUGGAUUUACAAUAAAAAAAACGCCCUAUAUCAACCUUAGUUUUGUUUGAUUAGUAAACUUAGUAGGUUCACUAUGUAAGUACCUGUACUGCAGUGCAUGUUUACAUAAAGUUGUGUUUAUAAGGUUUUUAUAGCGUAUUAGCUCCAUGGUACUAGGAAUCGGCAAAUCAUCGUUCUUCUUCCUUGUAUUGGACUUAAACAAGUCUUUUUCUGUAGAUUCUUGGGACCGAUGUAGAAAUUAUCAUUUUGAAGAGUUUGAAGAUUGCUUUAAGAGGGGAGAUCAUUAUCAUUAUCUUCCAUUGUUUGGAAAUUACUUCCUUGGAUGAAUUAUCCUCUGGAUAGGAAUUAAAAUGUGAUUCAUAUGGAAUUGAGUUUUUGUCUGUAAAAUGCAACGAUUGACUUGGAUGUUUGUGUCGUCUGAUGGAGUACUGUGUUGCAAAUGGAUCAUAAAAGUGUCAUGCCAAUGAAGUAGGUGGAGAAUGGAAUCUGUAGGACUUGCAUCGUGUGAAUGUGGCUUGUCCAUAGACACUGAAAGUUGCAGCCAGUGCAAGCAACGUCUUUCUUCUUGGUACUUUGAGAGGGAUAAAAAGCUCUACUGUCAGAAGGACUAUUGGGCUCAGUUUGGAGAGUCCUGCCAAGGAUGUGCACAACUUAUCGCUGGACCUGUGAUGGUUGCUGGUGAACACAAGUUUCAUCCCGAUUGUUUUGUCUGCUCCAAAUGUCAAGCCUAUAUCGGAGAUGGGGACAACUACGCCUUGGUGGAAAGAUCAAAAUUAUACUGUGGCCAGUGCUACAAAAAGUUGACUGUCCUGCAAAGGGAGAAGAGAAGCACCAGGAAGAAGAAAAAGCCAGCACACACCGUGCAGCUGAUCAACAUACCACCGACGCCAGAGGGACAGAAAAGAUUCUCGCUGUCGCUAGAAGAAAUUCAGGGCAAGGAAUCAAGCUCGAGUGAAGAUGGAACUGCUCCAGGCAAGAGUAUCUGUAUAUCAGACUUGGAGACAACACCUGAGACGGUUUCUCUUGAAGUUGGGGAUAGGAUUCUAGAAGUUAAUGGUACACCUGUCACUGAUCAUAAUAUAUCAGAGAUCGACAGGAUACUGUGCCAAAGAACGUCCCAGCUCCGCCUCACGGUCGAACACGGCCCAUCCUCCGAUCCAAUCCCCGAUGUCUGCGAGAUCUUUAGUCGAUCCAGCAGCGAAGAGAGUAACUCACCAUCCACCUCCCAUGCACCUGAGAUUCCUUCCUUCAAUAACAACGUUCAUACUUCAUUAUCUGAUAGUUCACCCGGUGAGAAAGGACGGUUAGGUAUGUUCAGCUAUGACGGCAGACAUAUAAAGCUCGACAGGCAUGGCUCAGCACCUAAAGGACGCAGUAACUAUCCUGGAGUAUGUAGUCCUACCUCACCGUUGUCAAGGACUCAGUCCUACCGUAUCUCUAAGAAUCAGAGGAUAUUCAGACCCGCAGAUCUUAUCAAGGGAGAAAUCCUCGGACAAGGGUUCUUUGGAAAAGCUGUCAAGGUAACUCAUCGGUAUACUGGUGAAGUAAUGGUUAUAAAAGAGCUCCUCAGAUACAGUGAGGCUGCACAAAGAGACUUCCUCAAAGAGGUCAAGGUCUUAAGGAGUUUAGAUCAUUACCAUGUCCUCAAGUUCAUAGGUGUCCUCUACAGAGACAAGAAGCUCAACCUUGUUACUGAGUUCAUUGGAGGAGGGGCACUGGAGAACAUUAUCUCUGAUCUGGAGAAACCUUUCCCAUGGCUGCAAAGAAUAAAUGCUGCAAGAGACAUUGCUUCAGGAAUGUCUUACCUUCAUUCGAUGGGGAUAAUCCACAGAGAUCUUAACUCAAAUAACUGCCUUGUUAGGGAUGAUGGCUCUGUAGUUGUAGCAGAUUUUGGUCUUGCCAGGGUAUUGAUCGAUGAGACUGACAGUCGAUGUCCGAACUCACUGGGUCCCGGUAAGGAUAGACGCCAAGCAGCGGGUCGUAAGAAGCGUUAUACCAUGGUGGGCACAGCAUACUGGAUGGCCCCGGAGAUGUUAAAAGGUAAAGACUACAAUGAGAGGGUAGAUGUGUUUUCCUUUGGAAUCGUCAUGGGUGAAUUGAUAGGGAGAGUGAAUGCCUGCCCGGAUGACUUACCACGCAGGAACGACUUUGGACUGGAUGAAGAGGCUUUCAUGAAGAAAUGUUGUCACAACUGUCCCAAGACGUUCCACCAUAUUAUGCUCAUGUGUGUUAGGAUGGAAUCGGAUGAAAGGCCUUCAUUUGAUGAGUUGGAGCAGAGACUGACAUCCUAUUCUCUUCACUUUGAGAGACUUUCACCCCGUGCCAAAGAUCAAGAAAGUUACCAUAUUUCACCUCCCGGUAUAGAGUCGUCAUCAAACACCUGAACAAGAAGCCGGACAUAAGAAGUGAAUGGUUACCAGUCUGUGAUCAAGGACAAUAAUGUCACUGUAUGCGGAGGAAGACAUUUUGAACAAGUUUCAAGAUGACCUCUUUUAUCCCGCCUUUUAUACUUGCUGCUGCCUCAAACAUUUGGACAUUAUCUUACAUUUUUCCAUUAUCUGGAAAACAGUUGGUUAAAAUUUCUGUUAUUUAUUUUGCUUGUUUCAAGUGUCAGAUGAUGAAUUGAACAAUAUGCAUAGAUACCAUUGUCCAUUGUUAUCAGUAGAAAGUUGAUCAAUGACAAUAGAUAUCACUGGAAGAUUUCUGCAUCUUCAAUUUAAUUCUGAGAGCAUGAAAAAAUAGCUUAGAUUAAGACUUAAAGUUUGAAAUUACUUUUCUAAUAAAUGGAAUUUCAAUAUGUGAUAGAACCUCAAAUGACUACAGCUCUUUGUGAAGAAUAGGUAUUUGUUAAGACUAUUUUUCUGCUCCCAGUUAUUAAAGAUAAUUCUCUUUUAUACUUUACAUAUUAUUACAAGGUAAUUUGUAAAAUAACUCUAUAAGAAGGGUGCAACAUUUCCAGUAUAUGGUGCAACAUUUUUGUCCAUUGAGCAGGGUUAUUAAAGUGAGAUGUGCAUUUGGGAUAUUUAUUUUUAUACCAUUCUUGUAUAAAAUAUCUUAAAAUUUUUAUGGAAUACAGUGUAUGUUAUCAUUAGCUUUUUUCACAAAGCACUAGCAUGGUUUAAGAUUAAUCAAUCAUCUUGAACACAGAAGUACUACUUCCAACUAGAUUUGGAAACAUUAGAAUCAUAAAUUUUGAUACAUUAUAUUUAUGUGUAUAUCUCCAUUCACUUAAUCAAGGGGAUGUAAUAGUUGCCAAAUUUGGUGGUUUUUUUUUUUAGCUUAGCCCGGCUCAAGUAAUAUUCAGGAAUCUCUGCAGGUAUUCAGUAAAAUGAGUGCACAAUGUAGGGUAACCAUCCGACCUUGCUCUCAAAAAAAAAAUUGAAUAGUCAUGAUCGUUCACGACCACAUGUAUGCUGUUAAAUGAAUGUGUAUGCCCUAUAACACUUUAAUAUGAAAGAUAUGAAAUAAGUGUGUUUUAGUGGAUAAAUUUUGCAACUUUACUUUGAUCACUAGAUAUGCAAGAGAAGUAAUUUGGAGAAAAAAAAGAAAUAAUUACUGAGAAAAGGUGCUAGAUACCUAAUAAAUCUAAAUGUAAUUUUCACAAAGAAUAACAUUUAAAGAAUGGCCACUACACUAUUGAAACAAACUUUAAUCUUUUUUCAAUCAAAUUUGUUUUUGCCUACUCUUUUAUGCAGACUUCUUCAGACUAGUGCUGACUCGCCGUAGAGGGGGUAGUAUCAGCAGGGCAGCAGUCCUUGAGAAUGGGAAUGUACGAAGGAGAUGAUUUGUAUUGUCCAGUGUCUCUGUUCAUGGGAUGUCCCAUUCUCUCGAACUGCCGCGCUUCCGAUACUACCCCACCUACGAUGAGUCAGUGCUAGUCUUGAGAAGCCUGCAGAUACAAAUAGGAAAAGUAAGAAAUAUUGAAGUCAACUUUAAAAGGUUUUAUGUAACAAUUGGCUAUCCAUACAUUAAAACUGAAGAAUAAGUACAUGGUACAAGAGGAGUUUUUAAUAGUUUAUUUUAGAUUAUCUGACCACACUACUUGCCAAAUGAAUAUAAUUGUAUAGAGAUACAGAAAAAUUUGAAAGUAUUUGAAUUCUGAAAUUCCUGUGAAAUGUCAGCCUUUUAACUGCAGUUAAUCUACUUAUCUUUUUGGUGUUCAAAAUAAUUUGCCAUUAAUAUAUAAUCAGUUGGAAAUGAUCCUCCCUGCAUAUGUUGUUAGUUUACUUUGUUUUGUAUGUGUAUUAUAUGGUCACAUGUAUCAUGGUUGUAUUUGUGAGAAAAUAUUUCUUGCAAAUGUCAUGUAUAUAUGACAAUCACUGUAAACUACUGAUGGGGCCAAACUUUGCCAAAUUUUUACAAACAUAUGCUUGUCUUUUCAAGAUUUUCUAUGUUUCUUACAGUUUGUGUGUGUUUUUCAUGCAUCACUAAGAGCUGAAUUUUUUUUCUGUAGAUUUUCAUUUUAUUUAUUGUGCAAUGUCAAAAAUGAGAUUUAUGGUUUAUGCUUUCUGAUAGAAAUUUUAAUUGCAGUCUUUCAAUGAAAAUCUUUAUAGAUAUCUUUAUUUGGGAUAUACACUUUAAAUUUAUUGGUUUAAUGCUUAAGUUUAUCUAAAUGCUUUCAUAGAAUGAAUAUAUUUAAUUAAACUGUCUCAUUAACUAAAAUGAUUUGUGUGAGUAUAUUUAGCUGCUGCUUUGCACAAAAGUAAUUUAGAGAAAAAUAAAAAGCUAGUAUGUUUAUUUCAGGUGCCGAUUUAUCCGUUAUCAAAAAUACAUUCCUUAUGUGCAAUUGUAAAUUAUGUUUCAUUUUCAUGUUUUUCCCCCUUGAAAAUUAUAUUUCAGAGCAUAAUCAACUCAUAAGCAAUUUUUUUGUCAAAAUACUCUAUUCAUGUUGUUAUUUUGUUGAAAGCUAAUUUUUCAUGUAAAUUUUGUGUUUCUAAAGAUGUUAUACAACUGAAAUUGCAAUUUAAUUUGUUCAACAAAAACAGUAACUGUUGUUUUGCCAGUUUUCUGAUCAUUCAACGGAUAGAGAAUAUGUAGGCUUUGUGAAACUGUCAUGCUGUAAUAUUUUGGACCAUUUAUACAGUAUGUCCAUUAUUCACGUCAUUCUAAAUCUAUCCUACAUUUGUAAAUCUAAGUAGAAAAUUGUGUCUGUUCAGCCUACUUUAUAGCGGAUGCUUUAUUGAAGGGAAAGACCUAUUUUAAUACUGAGAAAGAAAAGAGAAAAAUAAAUCUAGAGGAUUUUGAUGUGGAUAUCAUUUAUCUAAAAAACAUAGGAAUGUUGGGAUGACAACUUUAUGUAUGCUUGCUUCAUCUGGGUGGUGUUUCACAAAGUUCAACUUCAAUGCAUGAUUGGGAGCCAAUGCCCACAUGUUAUUUAAUGCGUAGUCUCAUGGAUGGAUACAUAGUGCACAUUCCUUGUGUUUCUGGUCAUUAUAGUGAUGCAUCAACCUCAUGCGACUAGGAAUUCAAGUGCAAUUUUUAGUCAUACCUGUUUAUUCAUAUCUUCAUGAAACAUUCCCAGAUUAUGUAAAAAAAAAUUUCAUGCACAAUCAGCUUCAUAUCUACAGUGUACCAGUAAUUAACUUUUGAAAAAGGAUUGCCGAGUAGGAUGUCUCAAUUUUCUUGCUUGAGUUUAUCAGGCUUUAAUAUUAUAAUAUUGUUGCAUUAUGUAUCAUGGCCACGGCUAUUUUGGCUCAUUUUGUUUGUAACUACUCUGCUGGUGUUUUAGUGCUGUCCUGAGACAAGGAGCAUAGAAUCAAAUACUGCAUCUUGCCCAUCUAGAUAUUUGUAACCUGACUGGCCAUUGACUUCCUGUCGAAAAAUGGAGAAAUAUUGCAGGGUACAGUAACCUCAUAUUUAUUAUCUCACUUGGUAGAUUGAAAUAUCUAAUAUCAGGGUCUCCACAGAAAUUUGAAAACAGAAUUCCAUGACUUUUCUAUGACUAAAUUGCUGCUUUCCAUGACUUUCUGUGACUUCCCGGGAGUAAUGUAGAAUGUGGGAUGUCACAAAACUGGGAUAAAUGGAAAUCAUGGACACCAAUUAUAAUAUCAGAGUAUGACCACAGAGAAUGAAAGUUGCGAGAUGCGACAAACUGGAAAGCUGCUAUAGCCAUAUGGUAAAUGCAAUUCCAUGACUUUUCAAAUUUUCCAAAUUCCCUGACUUUCUAUGACCACAAACUUUUCCAGGAUUUUGCAUGGCUGCGGGAAUCCUGAAUAUAUUAUAAAAUUUGUAGGAAAAAGUCUCUGACACUGAUUUUCUGUUUUAUCAGCAUACCAGUCUGAAGAAAGUAGCAUCAGUGUUACACUUGUGGACUGACCGAUUUGGCUUGUGCCUCGUUGAAAUAAGUAAAAGAAAUCCAAAUAAACCUUUAUAUAAAGGUCUGUUUGUUGAAAUCUGUAUUAAUGUGUCAUCAGUGUGGUAUUUUCUGUACAGUUGAGCUACGAGGAUCAAAUGAAAUGCCCCUUUAAUAUACCAUUGAAAUUCCAGAUGUUGUCUUUCAAAGCACUGUGUUGUGUGGAAUUAUGUACCAUGCACCAUUUCAAUAAAUUCAAUUAUCUUAUGAAAUGAAUUAUCACCCAG
Messenger RNA from Lytechinus variegatus (green sea urchin), 6769 nucleotides. RefSeq names its product LIM domain kinase 1-like. The transcript has 15 exons. The record is from RefSeq and is a predicted model, not a curated record. Bases 670 to 2574 code for a protein of 634 amino acids. Gene Ontology annotation, biological process: protein phosphorylation; actin cytoskeleton organization. Gene Ontology annotation, molecular function: protein serine/threonine kinase activity; protein binding; ATP binding. Lineage: Eukaryota; Metazoa; Echinodermata; Echinoidea; Temnopleuroida; Toxopneustidae. Gene Ontology annotation, cellular component: nucleus; cytoplasm.